Messenger RNA from Ctenocephalides felis (cat flea), 681 nucleotides. RefSeq names its product 60S ribosomal protein L11. Gene Ontology annotation, molecular function: RNA binding; structural constituent of ribosome. The transcript is spliced from 5 exons. Bases 56 to 637 code for a protein of 193 amino acids. Gene Ontology annotation, biological process: translation. The record is from RefSeq and is a predicted model, not a curated record. NCBI's taxonomy places the organism in Eukaryota, Metazoa, Arthropoda, Insecta, Siphonaptera, Pulicidae. Gene Ontology annotation, cellular component: ribosome; cytosolic large ribosomal subunit.
UUAUGGCGUGUAGUGCUCGAAUUCUUUCUUCAUAACUUCCUUUUGUAAAUUCAACAUGUCGCCUGCCGUGGCACCGAAAGCUGUUAAGCCUAAGGAAAAAAAGGCUCCAAAGGAUGCCUCCAAAAAUCCUAUGAGGGACCUUCACAUUAGGAAGUUGUGCCUUAAUAUUUGUGUGGGAGAAUCUGGUGACAGGCUCACUCGUGCAGCAAAGGUGUUGGAACAGUUAACAGGUCAACAGCCUGUUUUCUCAAAAGCUCGUUAUACCGUCAGAUCUUUCGGUAUCCGUCGUAAUGAAAAAAUUGCUGUCCAUUGUACAGUCCGUGGAGCUAAGGCCGAAGAAAUUUUGGAACGAGGUCUUAAAGUACGAGAAUAUGAGUUGAGGCGAGACAACUUCUCUGGAACUGGAAACUUUGGUUUCGGUAUUCAAGAACACAUCGAUCUUGGAAUUAAAUACGAUCCAUCCAUUGGUAUUUAUGGUUUGGACUUCUACGUUGUACUCGGACGACCAGGUUUCAAUGUUGCCCACAGAAGGCGCAAGACUGGCAAAGUUGGUUUCCAACACCGUUUGACGAAAGAAGAUGCUAUGAAAUGGUUCCAACAGAAAUAUGAUGGUAUAAUUCUUAAUAGUAAGAAGUGAGAAGGAUCAUUUUUCUGUAAUAAAAUUAUAUUUAAAAUCUAAAA